GCCCAUUAAGACAAGGGUAACUCAAACUCAAAAACCACAACCAAUGACAACGCAGAGAACUCGACUUCUCAACCAAGUUCCCAUUUUACCCUUUUAACCCUCUUUCCCCAAAAAAAAAAACAAACGACCUCGGUCCAUCCUCCGCCGCCGCCGCCGCCGCCGCCGAGUCACCACCAUGGAGUCGUCCCCAAUCAACCGUCUCUCACCGGACUCACUCCACCAGAUCUUCUCAUCUCUCCCUCUCCGUCAGAUCAUGAUCUGCAGAUCCGUCUGCAAGUUCUUUAACCAGCUCUUGACCUCGCAGUGCUUCACCGAGAUCAUCUCCUCCCGUCCUCCUCUGAACCUCCUCGCUCUCCGCCCUCCUCACCACCACCGCCACGUGGCGAACGCUCAUCCCUACAUCCACGUGUACGAUCCGGACGAGGACCAGUGGUUCAGAUUCAGUCUCGAUUUCCUCCCUUUCCGGUCGCCGCAGCCUGUGGCGUCCUCGAGCGGGUUGAUCUACCUGUGGGGUGACUCGGUUGGCUCGGCUGACUCGAGCAAGUCGCUCGUCGCGUGUAACCCGUUGACUCGUCAGUUCAAGGUGUUGCCUCAGCUCGGCUCGGCUUGGUCACGUCACGGCUCUGUUCUUGUCGACUCGGCUAAUAGAGUCAUGGUCCUCACGGAGCUAGCUGCUCUGUAUUUCUCAGGACGGGUGGUAGCUAACCAGUGGCUCAAAUUCUCAUCGAACUUACCGUCGAAACCUAGAAGCCCUGUGUUAAUGUCAUGUUCUGUUUUCGCCUUGUGCGACGUGGGGUCACCAUGGAGAAGCCAGUGGAAGCUCUUCUCGUGUAAGCUAACGAACCUGACAGUAACUCACACGAACUGGACUUGCUUGGAGAGACACGAGUGGGGAGAUAUUUUCGAUAUCAUAAAACGACCGCGUUUACUGAGAGGGGAAGGUGAUUCUAAGCUGUUGAUGAUUGGUGGGUUAAAGUCAACGUUCUCGUUGAACCCGGCCUGUUCGACGAUCCUUAUACUUAGGCUUGAUUUAGAGAGCUUGGAGUGGGAAGAAGCGGGGAGGAUGCCUCUUGAUAUGUACAGAGGGUUUCAAGAAUCGAGUAAGUUUAAGGUUUUUGGAGGUGGUGAUAGGGUUUACUUCUCUGCUAAAAGGAUGGGGAAGCUUGCAAUGUGGGAUCUUUGGGGAGGAUGGAGAUGGGUUGAUGGUGUUUCUGGUUAUGGAGAUGGGUUGUGUCGUGGGUUUGUGUUUGAAGCUAAGCUUACGAUGAUGCAAUGAAGAAAAAAAUAUUGUGAUGUUUAUGUUUUAUGAUUUGUUUGUGUUUCUUAAGCUGUUUUAUCUCUUGUCAUUGUGUUUUUCUUUGUGUUGUUCUUGAAUCCAAGUCUGUGCUUACAUGAAUUAUAUCCCUUUCAUACUGUCUUAUAAGUGUGCAGCAAUACAAACGAUCAUCAUGUUCAUUUGUUGGUCCUGAUUUGAAGGUUACGUUGCGUCAAGCUUUCUCAUA
Raphanus sativus (radish) is the source of this 1502-nucleotide messenger RNA. Its product is annotated as SKP1-interacting partner 15. Gene Ontology annotation, molecular function: protein binding. Bases 176 to 1276 code for a protein of 366 amino acids. NCBI's taxonomy places the organism in Eukaryota, Viridiplantae, Streptophyta, Magnoliopsida, Brassicales, Brassicaceae. The record is from RefSeq and is a predicted model, not a curated record. The transcript has 2 exons.